GACCCCUCUGCCCAGUGGUGCUCACAUCGGACCGGACCUGACUCAUUCAGCUGUGCACGCUGGGCUUCAGGGCUGUAAAUUACUUAUUUGUUCCGAACGGAACCAAAUUACCGGGUUACAGUUUGUCGGACCGUUCAACAGCUCAGAGAGCCACAAAGCAUGGCGGCUUGAAUAACCCGCUGGUUGUGUAACUCUGGAAACAAGCUUCCAAUAAAGUGUCUGAGAGCUGAAACGACCCUGUUAACAACCAAGAAGAGUACAUCUUCGCUUACAGCAAUGAGCAGCAGCAUCAAGGAAGAACCCCGCAGCGCCUCGCCUCUCUGCCCCAAACCCAAUGAGUCCGAGGAGCCCCUGGGCACGGCCAUGGAGACCAGAACGGACGGCGGUGUGAAGUCAGACGAGCCAUCUGAGGUCGUCAUCACCAAGGAGAUGGAGGCGGAGGAGCAGCAGCUGAUGGAGGAAGGGGAGCGGAAAGAGGAGGAGAUGAUGAAGAAGGCCCAGGAGUCCUGGCAGAAGGACUCUCAGGACAUGCGCUUCAAGAGGCUGCAGCAUCUUCUUCAGAAGAGCAACAUCUACUCCAAGUUCCUGCUUACCAAGAUGGAGCAGCAGCAGCAGGAGGAGAAGUUGAGGAAGGAGAAGCUGGAGAAGAAGGCCAUGAAGGCUGGUUCUGGUGCCGGCGCUGCAGAGAAUCUUAAAGAGUCACAAAAGAAGAAGAGGAAGAGGAAAGAUGAAGACUAUAAAAUAGCUGAUGUCAUGUCUAAGGAGGAGAUCAUGUCUCAAGCCAAAAGGUCCAAAGCAGAGGAAGAGGAUGGAUUACCAUCGGCCCAGAAGAAACUGGACGCCGAGGACAUCGAGAAGAUGAGCGACUCCAACGAGGACAUCAAGAACCGGCUGUCGGAGAAGGUCCGAGAGAAUGCCACACACCUGCUGCACCCCCACAGGAAGGUUAACGGGCAGCCGGUGCCGGUCCAACAGCCGCUGCUGUUCACUGGCGGAGUCAUGAGGCCGUACCAGAUCGAAGGCGUCGAGUGGCUGAGGAUGCUGUGGGAGAACGGCAUCAACGGGAUACUGGCUGACGAGAUGGGGCUGGGGAAGACCAUCCAGUGCAUCGCCCACAUCGCCAUGAUGCUGGAGAAGAAGGUGAUGGGCCCCUUCCUGGUGGUGGCCCCUCUGUCCACGGUGCCAAACUGGAUCAGCGAGUUCAAGCGUUUCACGCCAGAGGUCUCUGUGAUGCUUUAUCACGGCACCCCCCCAGAGAGGGCCAAGCUGCUGAAGCAGAUCCGCACGUCUCAGGGGCCCCUCAACAUGUUCCCUGUAGUCAUCACAUCCUUUGAGAUCUCCAUGAUUGACAGAACCUUUCUACAGAAAUGCAACUGGAAGUACCUGAUUGUGGACGAGGGCCACAGGAUCAAAAACCUAAACUGUCGGUUAGUGCGGGAGCUGAAGAGACUUCCCACGGACAACAAGCUGCUGCUGACGGGCACGCCGCUGCAGAACAACCUGGCCGAGCUCUGGUCCCUCCUCAACUUCCUGCUCCCAGAGGUCUUUGAUGACCUGAAGAGCUUCGAGUCCUGGUUCGACAUCAGCUCCCUCGGUGACGUUGAUGACGUGCUGGUGGCGGAGCGCGAGCAGAACAUCCUGAGCAUGCUGCACCAGAUUCUGACGCCGUUCCUGCUCAGGAGACUGAAGUCUGAUGUGACACUGGAGGUUCCCCCGAAGAAAGAGAUCAUUGUCUACGCCCCCCUGACCACCAAGCAGGAGAGCCUUUACAGCGCUGUGGUCAACAACACCAUCUCCAAGCUGCUUGGCCAGGAGAAGAAGGAGGCUCCUGUGGCGGUGACAUCAGGCGGCAGACCGAAGCGCCGCACCCGGAGGUUGGUGGACUACAGAGAGACGGAGAGCGAUACGGCGGCGGCGCUGGAGGGGUACCUGGAGAGAGUCCGCCGGGAGGCCGAGGUCAGCCCCCUCCCCCCGGUGCUGGACGUCCAGGCCCCAGCGAACGCUGAGAUCAACCUGAAGCUGACAAACAUCCUGAUGCUGCUGAAGAGAUGCUGCAAUCACCCGUACCUGGUGGAGUACCCGCUGGACGCUCUGCAGCAGUUCAAGAUCGAUGAACAGCUGGUUCAGACCUCAGGGAAGCUCCUCAUCCUGGACCGGCUGCUGCCUGCCCUUAAGGAGCGAGGACACAAGGUUCUGAUCUUCAGCCAGAUGACGUCCAUCUUGGAUAUUCUGAUGGACUAUUGCUACCUGCGUGGCUUCCUCUACAGCCGACUGGAUGGCAGCAUGUCCUUCACUGACAGAGACGAGAACGUGAGUCUCUCUGUUCGUAGAAAAUGCNGUACUAGAACAGAACAGGCUUCCAGCAGGUCCUUAAAAUGUCUUAUAGGGCAUUAAAUUCUUCAAUAUCAA
Cyprinodon variegatus (sheepshead minnow) is the source of this 2409-nucleotide messenger RNA. RefSeq names its product helicase, lymphoid-specific (gene hells). Bases 277 to 2394 code for a protein of 705 amino acids. Gene Ontology annotation, cellular component: pericentric heterochromatin; nucleus. Gene Ontology annotation, molecular function: ATP-dependent chromatin remodeler activity; chromatin binding; ATP binding. Gene Ontology annotation, biological process: lymphocyte proliferation; pericentric heterochromatin formation; DNA methylation-dependent constitutive heterochromatin formation. Lineage: Eukaryota; Metazoa; Chordata; Actinopteri; Cyprinodontiformes; Cyprinodontidae. The transcript has 19 exons. The record is from RefSeq and is a predicted model, not a curated record.